Messenger RNA from Tribolium madens (black flour beetle), 848 nucleotides. RefSeq names its product translin. Lineage: Eukaryota; Metazoa; Arthropoda; Insecta; Coleoptera; Tenebrionidae. The transcript is spliced from 3 exons. Gene Ontology annotation, molecular function: sequence-specific DNA binding; RNA binding; single-stranded DNA binding. The coding region runs from base 102 to 788 and encodes 228 amino acids. Gene Ontology annotation, biological process: RNA metabolic process. Gene Ontology annotation, cellular component: nucleus; cytoplasm. The record is from RefSeq and is a predicted model, not a curated record.
ACUGUCAAAUGUCAAAUCAUUAAGCGAAGCGUCAUUGACCAGUUAUUUUUAUUAGUGUUUUUUAAAAAAUAAUUAAAACAAGUAUAACUUAAAGUUUAAUAAUGAGUUCUGAUAACAUAAUAGAAAACAUAUUUACGCCGUUCCAGGAAUGCAUAAACAACGAGCAAGACGUCCGAGAGGAAAUAAGGAACAUCAUGAAAGAUAUCGAAAAGCCGCUCAGAGAGAUUGUUACAACGCUCCAAAUAAUUCACCGGACUCCCAACGGGGAAGAAAUUUCAGCGGCCUGUUUUACAGCGCGAGAGCUCUUUGAGAGUGUGAGGGCAGGGUAUGAAAAGUUGAAUACCGUGGUUCCUGCUGGACAGUACUAUCGGUACAACGACCAUUGGCGUUUUGCCACUCAACGCUUGUGCUUCUUGGCGGCUCUUAUUAUAUUCCUCGAGAAGGGCUUUCUUGUGGAUAAGAAAACCACAGCUGAGAUUUUGGGACUACAUGACAAGUCUCGCCUUCACUUGGACUUAGAAGACUACUUAAUGGGCCUCUUGAAUCUGGCGACGGAGUUGUCGCGGUUUGCUAUAAAUUCGGUUACUUAUGGGGACUACAACAGACCUUUACAAAUCUCGAAGUUUGUGGCGGAAUUGAACGCGGGUUUUCGUUUGUUGAACUUAAAAAACGAUUCUUUGCGUAAAAGAUUCGACGCUCUUAAGUAUGACGUUAAAAAGAUUGAAGAGGUCGUGUAUGACUUGUCUCUGCGUGGUCUUGCGCCUAACAGAGGAGAAGUAGUGGAAUAAUGGCAGUAUACUUUUUAAUGUACGAUUUACUAAAAUAAAUGAACGGUUUAGAAUCUAAAA